AAAAUUCCUUUCAUUUCUCAUUUGAAAUCUGUUUAAUCGACCGAAAAGUGCAAAAAAUGUUUGAGAAAGUGAUCGAAGAUUUUCGCAAAAAUGGUUUCGCAGUCAUUCCGGACUUCAUUGACGGCAAGUUCGUCGAAGAACUUAAACAACGGAUCCACGAGUUGGUUGAGGACAUGGAUGUGAACAAAGAGAAGCUAAACACAGACUCGACGACCAAUCCUAAUGUGGACGUGGAGUCUGCGGACAAAAUCCGAUUCUUCUUCGAGAAGGAAGCGUUUGACGAAAAGGGAAACCUAAAGAUCAACAAACAUAAGGCUCUCUUCCGGAUCGGCUUCGCUCUGCACUGUUUGGACCCGACGUUCAAGAAGUUGACGUUCAGUCAGAAGGUCCAGACGCUGGUCAAGGAGUUGGGUUUCGUUGAGCCCCGGGUGGCACAGAGUAUGUAUAUAUUCAAGAACCCGGAGAUCGGAGGCGUGUUUAUCCCCCAUCAAGACGCCACUUACCUGCACGCCGUGGGCGAUGACCUCCGGGAGGUUGGCGUCUGGUUUGCGCUCGAAGACGCCACUGAGGACAACGGGUGUCUGUCGUUCAUUCCGGGCUCACACAAGACAGGUCUUCAUCGACAGUAUAUCCGCAAUGAGAAGGAAAACGAUCCGCCGUUUGUGUUCACGAAAGACAACCCCGACUAUAAGGACAGUGACUUCGUGGCGGCGCCCGCCAAGAAGGGGUCGGCCGUUCUCAUCGACGGACUGGUCGUCCACAGGAGCGCUGAGAAUCGG
Oppiella nova is the source of this 779-nucleotide messenger RNA. NCBI's taxonomy places the organism in Eukaryota, Metazoa, Arthropoda, Arachnida, Sarcoptiformes, Oppiidae. The record is from the annotation of a GenBank genome assembly.